UUAGAAAUUAUAGAAGUAAAAACCUAGAAAACCACUAUAACUGCGCCGGCAGUAAUAAUGAGGAGCUGGCGAUACGGCCGGUUCAGUUCUUCUGAGUCGCUUGUGACAGCAUUUACCGAACCAGUUACCCCAGAACCUGAAGAUGGAUGAACUCCCUCCGGAACAACUUGCCGUGCUGCGCAAAGCCUUCGAGGCCUUCGACAGCCAGAAAUCGGGCAGCAUUCCCUGCGACAUGGUGGCCGACAUCCUGCGCCUGAUGGGCCAGCCCUUCGACAAGAAAAUCCUCGAAGAACUCAUCGAAGAGGUGGACGCUGACAAAUCUGGUCGUUUGGAAUUCGAGGAAUUCGUCACCUUGGCCGCCAAAUUCAUCGUUGAAGAGGACGAUGAAGCCAUGCAGAAGGAACUGAAAGAAGCCUUCAGGUUAUACGAUAAAGAAGGAAAUGGGUACAUUCCUACUAGCUGUUUACGGGAAAUUCUGAGGGAACUCGACGACCAGUUAACCGACAAGGAAUUGGACAUGAUGAUCGAAGAAAUCGACACGGACGGUUCCGGCACCGUAGAUUUCGAU
Phyllotreta striolata is the source of this 568-nucleotide messenger RNA. The record is from the annotation of a GenBank genome assembly. NCBI's taxonomy places the organism in Eukaryota, Metazoa, Arthropoda, Insecta, Coleoptera, Chrysomelidae.